GAUGCCGCUUCCGUGUUAGUCUAAAACUAACGGAGGAGAGAGAUGGCUGAAUUAUCUGUGUAUCUCUCUAACAUUAACGUUUCUUUAGACCAUAACAUGGAGGUAGAAAAGAACUCUAAUGUCGGAAAGGACUGUGAGACCGUGGAAGUCGGAGAGCUGGGCCGGCAGAAGGUUCCGCGUCGGGUCAUCCACUUCGCCAGCGGGGAGACCAUGGAGGAGUACAGCACGGAUGAGGAGGAGGAGGAGGAACCGGAGAAGAAGGACCUGUUAUCGCCAGUCGAUCCGUCGAAGCUAACCUGGGGGCCAUAUUUCUGGUUCCACAUGUGGAGAGCGGCCACAUCCACUGUCUCAGCAUGUGACUAUCUCGGAGAGAAGGUGGCCACAGCCUUGGGCGUUACCUCGGCCAAAUACCAGUACGCCAUCGAUGAGUACUACAGAACAAAGCAGGAGGAGGCCGAAGAGGAGGAGGACAACCACCUGUCAGAGGAGGCAGAGAGGCGCUUUCAGGAGCAGCAGAGCCAGGAAGGCCAGGGGCCUCUGACAGAGCAGCCGGAUGGCUCUGCCUCCGUCGUCAAUGUUACCUGCGAGCUGGUGAAGGAGCCUCAAGCAAUCUCAGACGUCAGCAUUCCAGCAUUCCCCGUCCACUCCUAACACACUCUUACAGUGUCAUCGGAGUCUGACCCCCCCAUCCUGUUCCCAUGCACUAUGACAGAGAAAUCAGAGACUCCGCCCCCAUCCAUUUCUAACACACUUUUACGAGGACAUCAGGGACUCCACCCUCUCCCUUUCUUAAUUCACACUUGCAGGGAUAUCAGAGACUCCACCAACAACCCUUUCUAACCCUCUCUUACAGUGUCAUCAGACUCUUUCCCCAUCCUGUUCUCUUCCAAUCUUCCAGACACUCUGUCUGUUCCUAACCCACUUUAAAGAUGACAUCAGAUACUCCACCCGUUCCCCUCCCUAACCCACUCUUACUGAGUCCUGCCAUCACCUCCCACUGUUUCUAAAAAUAAUUUAAUAACUUAUUUA
Megalops cyprinoides (Indo-Pacific tarpon) is the source of this 1029-nucleotide messenger RNA. Its product is annotated as protein FAM177A1-like. Bases 43 to 651 code for a protein of 202 amino acids. Lineage: Eukaryota; Metazoa; Chordata; Actinopteri; Elopiformes; Megalopidae. The record is from RefSeq and is a predicted model, not a curated record. The transcript is spliced from 5 exons.